Molecule: messenger RNA, 504 nt
Organism: Dicrocoelium dendriticum
Lineage: Eukaryota; Metazoa; Platyhelminthes; Trematoda; Plagiorchiida; Dicrocoeliidae
Source: the annotation of a GenBank genome assembly
AUGGAGAAGCACCGCACCAGCCUCAUUUACUCAUGUUGUCAGGCACUGCGGCUCGACAGAGCUCCUGUGAUCAAGCCUACUGUGGUGGCAGAUGCGUUCAUGCAGCCACCGACAUUCGAUUGCGUUGUCGAUCAUGAGUACCAUAUGCGCAUUGCGUUUGACAUGUACCUCCAAAGUAACAAUGUUCCAUUGCUGUCAGUGGACGAUUUCUGCUUCAAAAGUUACCUUCGACUCGGUGACUACUACGAGUGCAAUCGGACGGGACAGUCCCCACAACAAGCUUACGUAAAAAUGUCCGAAGCAGCUCUGAAUUCCCUAACGUCCGCUGGGUUGAGAGAGUCGGACGAUGCCAAUGCUGGCCCCGGUAGCACAACUUGGUUUCCGGGACAAUCCUUCGACUCCAUCAACGGUAAGUACACGUUUUCCCGGUUUAUAUUGUGCAUUCCUAAUGAAUGUGAAUUCCAAGCCUUUGGUAGAGGUCGGCAAAGUCGCGUGCGGAUAUAA